This is a messenger RNA of Anoplopoma fimbria (sablefish), 1605 nucleotides long. RefSeq names its product RCC1 domain-containing protein 1-like. NCBI's taxonomy places the organism in Eukaryota, Metazoa, Chordata, Actinopteri, Perciformes, Anoplopomatidae. The record is from RefSeq and is a predicted model, not a curated record. The coding region runs from base 51 to 1223 and encodes 390 amino acids. The transcript is spliced from 8 exons.
AACUGCGCCGCACUGCUCAGCGGCGUAAACGAGAGACCAAGCGUUUCCCAAUGCGGUGGUUCGGAUUUGGCUUUAACGCAUUUGGACAAAUAUAUGUCCGUGAGACAUUGACUAAAGGAGAGUUCAGCGACGAUGUUCAGGAGAUCAAAGUGAGUAGUCCAACAGAGCUCACUGCUCAGGAGCACAGACGGGACUGCUGCUGGAAGACCGAAGGUCAAAUAAGAGCAAGUUGGAGUCGAAGAGCAUCUUUGCAUUUGGAUAGUGACAGCUGUGUGUGCCUAGCAGGUUUCGUCUCCAAUGAGUCAUACACUGUUCUCACUGUGAAGGAGAGCCGUGGCUGCAAGGAUGCCAUCAUCAGUGAAUCGCACUUGACCCUCGCUUUCCCAGACAGACUUGAGUCCUGGGAUCUGCAGAAGGAAGAGAAGACUCCAUCGUGGAGCAUUGCAUUAAAAACACACCCCGAGAGCUCUGAACCCUCUGUGAAUCUCCCAUUGGUCCCUGGCGGGUACAUUGCCACAAAACCGCCCCUAUACCGCUCCCUGUCACCACACCUUAAGGCCACGAGUCUGGCACUGAGUUCAGAGCAUGCCAUCCUCCUCAGUGCCUCUGGAACUGUGUACACCUGGGGACUGGGCAGCCAUGGUCAGUUGGGGCACGGAGGCCUCGUCUCUGAGGAGGAGCCCAGGGCAGUGGAGGCCCUCUGGGGGAUGCCCAUGAGCUCUGUAGCGACAGGAAGCUGGCACUCUGCCUGUAUCAGUGAUGGGGGAGACCUCUAUGUGUGGGGCUGGAAUGAAAGUGGCCAGCUUGGACUUCCAUCACGAGGUCUGAGGAAAGCACUGCAGCAUCAAAGUAGCCAACAAGCAGGAGCACUAUAUCAAGAUGCCAGCACAUCUCCUGCUGAAGAGCCUCAGGAGGGAGAGAAACAUGAAGAGGUAUUCAUAUCAAUCCAGGCAUUCCCGGCUCUGCUGGACAUCACUCCAGCAUGUGAAAUCAGAACGGUCAGCUGCGGAUCCCGCCACACAGCUGCAGUUACAACCACGGGUGACCUCUACACUUGGGGUUGGGGUGACUAUGGCCAACUUGGACACCAGACUUUAAUCAGUUCAGAUGAGCCCCAGCGGGUGGAGUUCUUCAGGGAGCAGCAGAUGCAUGUGACUGACGUAGUGUGUGGGGCAUGGAACACUUUUGCUGCUGUUGUCAAGGAGGAAGUAGCUUGCUCUUAAAAGUGUUAUGGGAUCCCCCUUAAUAAAUAAGGACACUGGACUUUGGACAACAUACCAGGAAGUGUAAAUUAUCACAAAAAAAGACUUUGGAUUUAUUUUUGUAAUAUACACGUUCUUAUUUGUCUUUGUUAUAACAAACAACUUUUUAAAUGAUCACUUUUGAAAAAAAAUAAUAAUUCUUUAUAGAAAUAAAAAAAUCACAGGUUUAAUAUUUCAGAAAGGAUGUAUGAAAUAGUUAAGGCAAUAAAAUUCACAGGUAUAUAUAAUUUAAGGCAAAACUCUAAAAUUGUUCUAAUUGUAAAUUAAACACCAUUGAGAGUUAAAAGGUGUUGUAUUUCCACAGCCCACUAGAGGUCUUCACAGCACAAUCUUGAAAGAACUG